This is a messenger RNA of Bathycoccus prasinos, 1293 nucleotides long. RefSeq lists its product with no specific name. The transcript has a single exon. The record is from RefSeq and is a predicted model, not a curated record. Bases 1 to 1293 code for a protein of 430 amino acids. Lineage: Eukaryota; Viridiplantae; Chlorophyta; Mamiellophyceae; Mamiellales; Bathycoccaceae.
AUGAGUAUAUCGAUCGCGCCAAACGCCGUAUCGUCGUCGUCGUGGUGUCGUUCGAAUUAUUCGAGACGACGGUCGCGAGCGUCUCGAUUGCUCUGCUCGUCCUCGUUUACGUCAAACCGGGGUGAUGAUGAUGAUGAUGAUGAUAAUGAUGACAACGACGGAGGAAAAGACAACAACGUGAAAGGCCUUUCCGCAAUCAAACGAACGAACACAAAUGUCGACGAAGACGCCGUGCUUUCGAACAUCGGAGACUCUACGAGUCAAAAGCGAAAAGCGGACGAAUUCGCGCAGAUGUUGAACGCGGCAAAGAAAUACAGCGAGAGUAAAAAAAUGGGCGUGGAAACACCGAGUGUACAAGGUGGAGGGGAUUCGAAGAAGCUCACCGCGGAAGAGAGGAUCGCGCAGGCGAGAGGGUACGCGACGAAGAAGAAGGAAGAGAUGUCCUCGUCGAAGAAUAAAGAUGCAUCAGAGGAGGAAGAGAAACCAUCGUCGUCGCGACCGCAAAAAUCCGUGAACGUUCAAAUCAUAUCGAAAGAUACGUCGUACAAUCCGUUCGACGAGGACGAGAGCGUCGUCGGCAUGGACGAUAUCGAAACCGGGGUGAAUUAUAAACCGAAAGUGUCCACGUGGGGGGUAUUCCCGCGUCCAAAAGAUAUCUCCAAAGAGUACGGGGGUGGAAGAACUUUAAAAAAAGACGAGAAAGGGCAAAACAUUAUCGAAUCGAAAGAAGAAACCGAGGCGAGGAAAAUCCGCGUGGCGAAAAAGUUGGAGAAGUAUCGCACGACGAACGCGCUGAACAUGACGAAAGAGGAAGAGGAGAAAGCGCGAGAAGCUUUGGCGGAAGCGAACGAGUUCUUACGCGUCGGGAGCGUGACGAAAGGUAUUGCGGUUUUAGAGCCGUUCGAGAAGGAUAUCAACGCGCGAUCGGAGUUGGGAGGACAGGUGAUUUUUUGUUACGCGAUGUGUUUAGAUAACGCGCAGCGGAGAGACGAGGCGUUGAAACAGUAUAAAAGAGUUUUGGGAAACCAGUACGGUUUAGUGUCCAAGCAGGCGGAGAGAAUGCUGUGGGGAAUGACCACGGCGUCGAAGAAGAUGAAAGCGGAUUUGUUCGAUUACGAAUCGGACAGGAGAAAGUUUACCGAAGACGCUUUAGAAAAAUGGGUCAAUCCAAAGUGGCGGUCCAGAGAGGAGGACGUUGAAGAGGCGAAGAAACUGAACGAACAAGCGAUCAUGUUCGUUUUCGGAUUGGUGGUUUUACCGUUGAUAAGUUUUAUCGCGUACUUGAAUAUUUGA